Messenger RNA from Ruditapes philippinarum (Manila clam), 5129 nucleotides. RefSeq lists its product as uncharacterized. Gene Ontology annotation, biological process: protein phosphorylation. NCBI's taxonomy places the organism in Eukaryota, Metazoa, Mollusca, Bivalvia, Venerida, Veneridae. Gene Ontology annotation, molecular function: ATP binding; protein kinase activity. Gene Ontology annotation, cellular component: plasma membrane. The record is from RefSeq and is a predicted model, not a curated record.
AAACCAUUUAAAGACAACCCAAUCACUAAACGACUGAACACAAUUGCAGACUUUUGUUUAAAAAACAAGAAAGUGGAUGGCUACAAAAGCAAAGUGCAAAAUGGCUUAAGAGAUUUAAUGAUUGAUAUAGAUGUUACUGAGGAGAGAGAUCCAGAUAAGUGUCAUCUAUGUAUGGUAAAUCCUAAAGCUGGAGAUGUAAAAGUUGCUAACCAUCACUGCAUUAAUGUUUGUGUAUCCUGCGAAAAAACUAGUUUUCUGAAUCCAAUAAGAUGCCAUUGUGGCAAUGAAAUACAACCUAGGAUUGGAUAUAAAUGGGGCGCAUUGCUAGUGGCAGGAGAAGAUACAGAAGGUUCUUAUGAUUUUACUGAAAAUGUUAUCUCCUUCAAAGAAGUUAUUACAUCAAGAGCUCCACUUAUAAUGGGAAUAAGUGAAAGCAGCAUUCAGAUGGUAUUGCCAGACAAAUCAAAGACAAGGCAGUCUCAGAGAAUUGUGGAUGCCAUUGAGAAUUUACCAAAAGAUCUCAAGACUCUUGUGAUUAACAUCUCAUGCCAAGGCUCACGCGAAGACCCCUUCUCGUUUCAUUUGUCAGCAUCAGACACACUUUUGUUGACAACAUUAGAAGAAGAAUUAGAGAAUUAUAAAGACUCUAAUAAUGACUUCAUCAAAAUCAUUUUGUUUUGUGACUGUUGCUUUCCUCGAAAAAUAAAUAUCAAAGGUAUCGAGACAGAAAAGAUUAUUCAAAUUAACUCAUCUAAAGAAACACAAAGGUCAUGGGCCCCUACUCAGGAGACAAGUUACUUCUCAAAGUUUCUGAUACAAGGUUUGAAAGCAAAUACUGAAAAUGCGCCAUGUGGGACAAAGGACUGCACUCAUUGUAAGACGUAUUGGAACUAUCGCAAAGAUUAUGUGACCGUUGAGAACUUGUUUGGUUAUAUACACAAUCACAUUAAACACAUACAGGAGCCUCAACUUUUAUUCAACGGCAGCUCUGAUGAUUUUGUAUUAGCUUACUACACAGAAGAGCAGGAAUGCAUAGAGUUCACUGUACAUGAUGAUUCUGAUACAGAAACGCAAAGCCUUAUACUUGACUUUUCUUCAGAUAUGUGUCAGAUUGAAGCUCAACUUCUUGAAAAGUCACAAAAGGAUAAAGAUUCCUACACUGUUGCCAUACAAAAGAUGACUUUUAGAACGGAUAUAGGAAUGGAGCCUUGUAAAACGUUUAAAGAAGUUGUUCUAGCUUGGGAAACCAGACAGCCCCUUCAGGUGGCUUUUCAUCCAAAGAAUGAACAAAUGGAAGAAGGUGAUGAAGACGUAGAUAUUUUAUACAGCAGAACAUAAAAGAUGAAUAUUGAUUGAAAUAGCCUGUAUGAUCACAUAGCACUUUUAUUGAUAUGAAGCAUGGCAUUUUCGAAUUUCCACCUGUAUCGAUUUGAAAUGUUUAUUUGCUAAAUAUUGAUUCAUAUAGGUCAAUAUCUUUAUUAAAGAUAUUCAAAUAUUCCUUCUUUUUCUACAAAACACAAUGUGUCUCUACCAUUGAAAUUCUUAAAUGGGUUUAGCCGAUUCAUCAGGUUUUUAUCCCAAGCUGAAAAGACGAUGGAAGAUGUGGUAAUUGUUGCCGUCUGUCCCAGCUAACAUCAUCCAAUCGUACAAUUGAAACUGUUGAUUUAGCGGCUUUUUUUAUUUGUAAAUAGUAAACCAUUUUCUUCUGAACCCACAAAGGCUUUGCACACUGUCUAGUGGACCUGUCCUUUGUUUAAUUUUAAGCCCUUGGGUAAAAAUUAUUAUGCUUCAGUGGUUAUCAGCCACUAACAUAGUUUCUCUAUUCAAAAAACACUUGCUUAUCAUGCCGAGGAGCAGGUGGUUGAACAGAUGUUACUAUUCCGAAGCAAUUCUUUAGGGAUUUAUGCACUUGUUUUAACUGUGAGAUCGUUAUUAUUAACAGACAAGCGUUAUACAGCAUACAGUUAUGAAAUUCGGACUACAUGCAGUUUCAUGUGUAGAUUUUAAACUUUGAUUUUAGUUGAUCUAAAGCUUAAGCAAAUGACCCCUGUUUGAAAAACGGGAUGUUUUAUAGUUUUCCCCAAGGCAGACGGGCAGAUGGUUGUGCAGUGUCCAAUUUUUUGUCUGGAGCAUAUCUCUUUCACGCAUUGAGGAAUUUUUUAUGAAACUUCAUAGAAAUGUUCACCACUAUGAGAAGCUGUGUAAUGCACAUGAAACAGGUCUUCAGGUCAAGGUCACAUUAGAGGUCAUUAAAAAACACUUUUCCGGAGCAAAACUUCUACAUGCAUAGAGGGAUUCCAAUAUAACUUGCCACAAAUGUUCACCAUUGUGGGGCUGAUUCACGUGCAAAAUUCAUGGUUCAGAGAGAAAUACGAAAAUGUGUAUUCGGACCUUUUAGACAUCAUUUCUUAGGGAAUUGAAUCACAAAUCAUAAUCAUGAUUAGAGGUGUAAAACAUGUAAUUUAGGUUAAUAUAUGCAAGGUGAUAAAAUAUAGCGAUUUUGUCCAGAGCAUAUCUCCUACACAUAUGGAAGGAUUCUAAUGAAACUUCAUAGAAAUGAAAUGUUCACCACUAUUAGAAGCAGUCUCUUGCGCAUGAACCAGGUCUCUAGGUCAAAGGUCAAGGUCACGCUUAGAGUUCAUUUAAAAAAUGCUUGUCCAGAGCAAAACUUCUACAUAUAUAGUGGGAUUUCAAUAUAACUUGGCACAAUUGUUCACCAUUGUGUGGCCGACUAAGUGUCACAUGUAAAAUUUAGGACCUUUUGGCCAAGGUCAAUGUCACACAUAGGAGUCAAAGUUAAGAUAAAAAUGUGUAUUCGGACCAUUUAGUCAUCAUUGAAUGAGGGAUUGAAACACAAAUGAUUAUUAUCAUGAUUACGGGUAUGAUACAGGUAAUUAAGGUUAAUAUAUGCAAGUUCAAGCUCACUUAAGAUGAUAAAAUAUAGGGAUUUUGUACUGAGCAUAUCUCCUACACAUAUGGAUGGAUUCAAAUGAAACUUCAUAGAAAUGAAUUGUUUACCACUAUGAAAGCAGUGUAGUGUGCAUGAACAAGGUCUCUAGGUUACAAGUCAAGGCAACACUAAGAGGGCAUUGAAAAACGCUUGUCCAGAACAAAACUUCAUAUGCAUAUGGGUAUUUCAAUAUAACUUGGCACAAAUGUUCACCAUUGUAAGGCAGAGUAUCGCAUGCAAAAUUUAGGUCCCUGUGGCCAAGGUCAAGGUCACACAUAGUGGUCAAAGUUCAGAUGAAAAUGUGUAUCGGACCAUUUAGUUAUCAUUUAUUGAGAGAUUGAAACCUGAAUGGACAUUAUCAUGACUUCCAUUGUAAAGCUAAGUAUUGUGCGCAUAAUCCAAGUCCCUGCUAGCAAAGUCAAGGUCAUAUAGAGAUAGUCAAAGUUUGUGUAAGGGGACCAUUUAGUCAUAGAUGGAUUGUAACACAAAUGAUAACUAUCAUGACUACAAGUGUGACACAUGUAAGGUUUAUAUUUGCGAGGUAACGGUCACUAGAGGUGAUAAAAUAUCCAGAUAUUGCCCAAAGCAUAUCUCCUAUAUGCAUAUAUAUAUGAUGCUCAUAUCUCUGACAAAAACUUUCAUGACGGACGUAUUUAGCACGUAUUUAGCGUCAAUGUUGUCCUUGUUUCUAUCUAAAAUUAAUUUUAAAUUAUAUACACAGUUCCGGAUGUAAAAUUUAAACUUAACUAUGAUUUACAUCUUUGUAAUGAAAUUAUCAGAAGUAACAUUGAAAAUUGAACUACAACCACAUUUUCAGAUGCUCUGGUGGAGAUUUGUUAUCUGAUAUCAGUUGACCUAGAUUUUGACCAAGUGACAUUUUUAAGGCACCUGUUUCAAAAUCUGUACAGCCUUCAAUAGGCCUCAUUUAAUUACAAAUAUACAUGCACAUUUCUUCUAAAAUUGCAAAGUAGAAUUAAUUUGAUUAAACUUGAACAAAUGGUCUAUCAUUUUUACCUUGACAUCAUCUCCUGCUAAACCUCUUGCCAAUAGUGAUGAAACUACACAGGAAUGAUUCUUGAGUUGUCCUCUAUAAAAUGCUCAAAUAGAAUCGCUCCGCUUAACAAGGUACCUGCCAGAGGGAUUAAACAGAUUUGCUCAGAUGGUUCAAUUCUGGUGAACUAGAUGGCUGCUAGAGCAAAAAAUAGAAAGACCGACAUCUCCGCAACCACUUGCCUAGCUUCCUACUUUGUUGUGUUUUUAGCUACAGCUAUGUCAUUUGGACGUGUAAGCUAUAAUACAUUCCAUGGAAUUCCUUAACUUUGAACUUGAUUAUGACCAAAUUACCAGCUUUUGGGGCUAUAAAUAUAUGGCUUUAAAAUGCGGUGGCAUUAUAUAUUACAAAUAAGGUCUUGUUCAGUUUUGUUUCAUUUUGAAUAAUAUUUGUUCGUUCAAAUAUUAAAUAUAAGUUCCCUAUCGGUAAAACCGUCGUCCCUCUGUCUGUCCGUCCGAGCUUACAUUUGAAUACUUAUGUGGUUAGAGGUACAAUAAGUAACUGUAGCUUUUCUUUGAAGUCAUUCAUUCCGUAAGGCAUUUACGUGGCUAGUUUCCUUUAUGUGGCUAAAAGAACAAUAUAGUGACCACAUAAUUAGUGUCUCGUUACAACGUUCGUCUUUUUUGUUAGACCGUCAGUUCACAAAACUGGGUCCCGUGAUAACACAACAAGUACUGAUUUCUUAUGAAACUUAAAAUGUGGGUAUAUGGCAGUCUGGAGGUUAUGCACACUUCUUUUUUUUUUCUAUGUUGAAAACUUUGGUUGCUAUGGCAACAAAGAGACUUAAAAUAUGGCAAAAUGCAAAUGAUAAUGCAAAAAGUACUAAAAAUAGUUUCAUAAAACUAGGAAUAAGGGUAGAUGGCAGUAUUGAGAUUAUGCACAUCUUUUAUCAUCCUAUAUUGAAAACUGUGGUUGCUAUGGUAACAACUAAACUCAAAAUAUUGCAAAAAGAAAAAUAUUUGUGUUAACUCAAAAAGUACUGUAAUUUUUUUAUGAAACUUGAAAUAUAUUUAGAUGGCAGUAUGGAAAUUAAGUACAUUAUUCUAAGCUCGACUGUAGGGCGUAUAAUGCCAGCUGUCCUACUCACCCAAGGUCUGCGACCUUGUCAAGGUUUUUAAUUCCAUUAAA